AUGUAUAUUUGUAUAAAUCUACAUCAAGUAUAUAGUUUGUCAUUUAGACAAAUUUCUUAAUUGGAAAUUCCUAACUUGUCUAAAAGUGUAAUUUUAGCCAAUGGUACUUUUUUGGAAAUUGAACUUUCCAGGUUAAUUGAAAGUUAAGAAGUAAGCAAUACCCUUUACAUUGGAUUAUAUAAUAAUAAGUCCUAAAAAGCAUAUUUCGAUAUUAUAAUUUUACAGAAGAUAUUAAUAACUAUUUCAUCUACAGAUCAAUUGAUUCAUUUUCGAUUGAUUUUCACUAUAUAUCAAAUGAAUCAUCAGAUUAUGGGGAUAUUGAAAGGAAUAAAAUAAUAAUUAUUACUUUUGGAACUGUUAUAGGGGUUCUAUUGUUAAUUACUUGUGCUCUAAGUGUUUGGAAAACUAAAAAAUUUAUAAGCCAAUAAUAGGCUCUUCGUAUAAGUGGAAUGA
This is a messenger RNA of Paramecium tetraurelia, 453 nucleotides long. RefSeq lists its product as uncharacterized. Lineage: Eukaryota; Ciliophora; Oligohymenophorea; Peniculida; Parameciidae. The record is from RefSeq and is a predicted model, not a curated record. The transcript has a single exon.